This is a messenger RNA of Coregonus sp. 'balchen', 20182 nucleotides long. The record is from the annotation of a GenBank genome assembly. NCBI's taxonomy places the organism in Eukaryota, Metazoa, Chordata, Actinopteri, Salmoniformes, Salmonidae.
CACACCCAUCCCUCUGUCCACCCCAUCGCAACUAUAGCCACCGAUGGUGCUGCAGGCGGUAUUGCACCUGGCAAUGCCAGCCUAGGUAAUGGUAGGUUGACCAGAACCAGAAGCUCCUUCCUGUCCUGCUAUACCUGCUGGGUACUACUGCUUCCUCCCUUUGCCACCUCUUCCUGUCCUCCACAUCCUCCUACUCUCCUCCCUCAUCUACCUCUCUAUCUGCCCACUCCUCUUCGUCUCCGUCUCUCCUGCAUGUCUUCCUCUCCUCUCUCCUCUACCUCCUCUACCUCUCUAUCUGCCCACUCCUCUUCGUCUCCUUCUGUCCUGCAUGUCUUCCUCUCCUCCCUCCUCUACCUCCUCCACCUCUCUAUCUUCCCACUCCUCUUCGUCUCCGUCUCUCCUGCAUGUCUUCCUCUCCUCCCUCCUCUACCUCCUCUACCUCUCUAUCUGCCCACUCCUCUUCGACUCCGUCUGUCCUGCAUCUCUUCCUCUCCUCCCGAGGAACUUUUCCUUUUGGUCUUUUCUGAAUGAGUAGGAAUUCCACAGUACGCCCAAUGUUUCAGUAGGUAGUGGGUGAGGAAACCUACUGAUGGGAACACUGUUCUGUCUCUAUGGGAAUACUGUUCUGUCUCUAUGGGAACACUGUUCUGUCUCUAUGGGAACACUGUUCUGUCUCUAUGGGAACACUGUUCUGUCUCUAUGGGAACACUGUUCUAUCUCUAUGGGAACACUGUGGUAGACAGGCCAGAUAGGGGUUUAUUAAAGCUACAUUCUGUAAUUCUUCUCAGUAACAUAAUGUGUUGAAGUAGAUUGUGUUGCUGGUUGCUAGCAUGCUUGAUAUUAUCAUGGAAUUUGCAGGGUUUUAAUGUUCCUCAUAAAGGAUAAGCAAAGUCAUCGGUGUGAGUUAUUCCACAGGUCACAUGGUCCAUUAGUAGUUUCCUGUGACUGAUGUCUGUAGUAGUCUACUACCCUUGCAGGCUCUGGUCAAAAGUAGUGCACUACAUAGGGAAUAGGGUGCCAUUCUCUGGUCUAAAGUAGUGCACUACAUAGGGAAUAGGGUGCCAUUCUCUGGUCAAAAGUAGUGCACUACAUAGGGAAUAGGGUGCCAUUCUCUGGUCUAAAGUAAUGCACUAUAUAGGGAAUAGGGUGCCAUUCUCUGGUCUAAAGUAGUGCACUAUAUAGGGAAUAGGGUGUCGCUUGGGCGGAAUCCAUUUUGUUGUGUGUCUUCUGCUCAGCUCCGGGACUAUCCUUCCAUGUCCUCUGGGAAUGGAUCUGAUGUUGUGGUUGAAAUGAACUGAAUAGAAAUAUCCGUUACACCGACUGACUCGGAAAGAAACAGUCUGGGGAUGUUAUUGUGCAGAUGCAGGCGAUGAGAAUAAUCUCUGUCUGGUACAUACUGUAACGUCAGCAUCAUACUUUUCAACAGGACCCACAUUUCCAAGUACUUGAACUCUUUAAAUAAAGGUUGUAUCUUUAAAAUAUAUAUAUAUAUAUAUUUGUGCAUGUGUCCAGGAUUCCCUUUAAAGUUCCUCCAUCCUCAAAGACCCAACGAACUGAAUAGAUAACCAUUACCCAGAGUACAGUGGGCUGCAGAUGCAGGCGAUGCACACUUCAUAAGGGUUUCUGCCUGGAAGUUACUGGAAGUUUUCAACAGGUUUACUUUUGAACUAACUCUCCAAGUAGCCUACUUCAACUCUUUAAUGUAUGUGUCUAAAACAAGUUAUUCAUUGUUUUAGUUUUUCAAUGGCGUGAUACGAAUGAACACAUCAGCGUUUAUCCUGUUGUUGGUAGGGUGCACCUACUUAGCCAUCUAUCAGACCCUUGCAGGGCUCCAUCAGAAACCCUGUUCUUCCUUUAUAGAAAUCUGUCUUUGUGGGAGGAUUUCUUUCCUAUAGUCUUUUCUUUCUCCCCAGCAUUCAAUUCCUCUCCCUUUUCCCUCGGUCUGACCUUGCAUGAGGAUUCUGACCUCACUGUUACACUGCAUGCUCUUUGUUGGUCCUGUGUGUGGGUGUGUGUGUGUGUGUGUGUGUGUGUGUGUGUGUGUGUGUGUGUGUGUGUGUGUGUGUGUGUGUGUGUGUGUGUGUGUGUGUGUGUGUUGCUCCUCGCUGUGCUGUGUGUGUGUGUGUGUGUGUGUGUGUGUGUGUGUGUGUGUGUGUGUGUGUGUGUUAACCCUGUGAUUCUGUGUCUUGACGCCUCAUGAAAUGUGUACUGUUGAUGUGUGGAAUUCACUGUAGUCUGCAUGUGAGUGUGUCACUCUUCAAAAUGAACACACCGAUCAAUAGAGAGGAAAUCUGAGCCGUGAUAGCAUAGGUCUUGUAGUUAUUCAAGUACAGUUUAACAUCAAGUGAUUGACAGAACUUGAAUCCACUAGUUGCAUCACACUCAAAUCACUUUUGAAUUCCAUUGAAGUAAAUGUAUAUAGAAGCUUGGACUGUAUCCAUCCAACACUCCCACGGCCAGACAGAAACAGAAAUACAAAGUUACUUACUUCAGUUUGCACUGUGUUGUUAAAGCAAUUAUUAAAUACCCUUUAGAAAAAUGAUUUCAAUUAUAUCUAUUUUAUUAUUUUCUAGUGCCCUAAGCAACCUUUCAAAACAUGACAUUUCCUAAUUGACUGCAUAGUCACAUUAUUUUCAAAUCAGGUUGUAUUGUCUAUUAUCUAUUUCGAUUGACAUUAUUUCUAAUAGUUUUUGAGGCGUUAGCAAGCCCAGACAUAUACACACACACACAACAGUACAAAUUGGAAACAUUUGCAGACAUCCAAAUUACCAUCCCCUGAAGUAGAAUCUACCUCAUUAAAAAAAAAGCAGCUGUUCUGUUAUGUAUGUGACUGUCAUGACGAUGUUCAAUAAAUAUUUCAUUUGACGGUUUUCCUUUUCAUUUCAUUGUAAUGUUUGUCCUGGUGAUGAUUGGUUGUUUACUGUCAGCUUUGGUUCUUUUUGUUCUGUGUCUCCGUAUGUCUCCAUCGUAGGUAAAAUACAGGAUGUGAAUAUGGAGAACAACCAGACUAAAGGUAACCUAUUUUCAACUUCCCCCCAUGGUUUGGUUUGGAUGUGCUCUAACUAGGGUUGCAAAAAAUCCGGUAACUUUCCCAAAAUUCCUAGGUUUUCCAGAAAUCCUGGUUGGAGGAUUCCAGAUUUUCUGCUUAUUCCUUUCUGAUUAAAGGAAUUUUCCGACCAGGACUUCUGGAAACACCUAGGAAUUUUGGGGAAAGUUAUCGGAAUUUUUGCAACCCUAGCUCAAAACAUUCCUCUAACAUUCCCCUAACGUUGAGUCUAUAAGGUUCAUCUAAUGUUGAGUCUCUCUCUCUCUCUCUCUCUCUACUCUGUAUUGUUAACAGGUCAGGUGACAGGGCUGUACAGGGUAUUGUUAACAGGUCAGGUGACAGGGCUGUACAGGGUAUUGUUAACAGGUCAGGUGACAGGGCUGUACAGGGUAUUGUUAACAGGUCAGGUGACAGGGCUGUACAGGGUAUUGUUAACAGGUCAGGUGACAGGGCUGUACAGGGUAUUGUUAACAGGUCAGGUGACAGGGCUGUACAGGGUAUUGUUAACAGGUCAGGUGACAGGGCUGUACAGGGUAUUGUUAACAGGUCAGGUGACAGGGCUGUACAGGGUAUUGUUAACAGGUCAGGUGACAGGGCUGUACAGGGUAUUGUUAACAGGUCAGGUGACAGGGCUGUACAGGGUAUUGUUAACAGGUCAGGUGACAGGGCUGUACAGGGUAUUGUUAACAGGUCAGGUGACAGGGCUGUACAGGGUAUUGUUAACAGGUCAGGUGACAGGGCUGUACAGGGUAUUGUUAACAGGUCAGGUGACAGGGCUGUACAGGGUAUUGUUAACAGGUCAGGUGACAGGGCUGUACAGGGUAUUGUUAACAGGUCAGGUGACAGGGCUGUACAGGGUAUUGUUAACAGGUCAGGUGACAGGGCUGUACAGGGUAUUGCACUAGGGCUCAAAGCAGGGGGGGGGGGGGGGUUUAUGGCUGAUUUAACAAGAAAUUGUCAACCCUGUUACGGUCAACCUUGUUACUUUAUUUGGCACUAACUAUAGUAUAUAUAAUUUUUUUUACCUAUUGAGAUGGAAGUUAAAAUUUUCAAAACGCACCGAAUUGAUGGAAUGAACAAUACAUGACUGUAGAAAGGAUGUGGAUUGACUGUUGUGAGCGGUAUCUUUUAACCCUUGGACAACAAUGAUUAUGUUUCUUAGUAACCUGAUCAGAACAGUCUUUUGUUGAUGUGUUUUCCCCUGUCUAAAGUAUGACUAUCCCUGAUCUUCUGAGCAACAACCCUCUUUCAAACUCUCUUGGUGUUUUCAUCUUAUUUGAAAAGGUGCAUUUUUGCUUUAGAAUGGUGAACUACACAUGUUUUUACUGACUAGUUCACUUAACUAGAAUGAUCACCGCUUCAGACAGUUGCGGUGGAACGUUAGAACCAAUGAAAAUAUAAAUGUAUUGAAGAUCUACUGCAGAAUAUCCCACAGCUGUCUCUGUUGGACACACCACUGGUAUGUAUGGUGGUUGAAGAUCUACUGCAGAAUAUCCCACAGCUGUCUCUGUUGGGCAUUUUUAGUCAUUUUAGCAGACGCUCUUAUCCAGAGCGACUUACAGUUAGUGAGUGCAUGCAUUUUCAUACUGGCCCCCCGUGGGAAUCGAAGCCACAACCCCGGCGUUGCAAACGCCAUGCUGUACCAACUGAGCUACACGAGACACACCACUGGUAUGCAAUAUGUUGGUUGUAUAUCUGUUCUGUAUCACCUGAAUGGAUGGACCAACCUAAGUUGUGGUCUUUCCUAUAUAGAACAGACCACAGGACCAGCCUAAGUUGUGGUUUUUCCUAUAUAGAACAGACCACAGGACCAGCCUAAGUUGUGGUCUUUCCUAUAUAGAACAGACCACAGGACCAGCCUUAGUUGUGGUCCUUCCUAUAUAGAACAGACCACAGGACCAGCCUAAGUUGUGGUCUUUCCUAUAUAGAACAGACCACAGGACCAACCUAAGUUGUGGUCCUUCCUAUAUAGAACAGACCACAGGACCAGCCUAAGUUGUGGUCUUUCCUAUAUAGAACAGACCACAGGACCAGCCUUAGCUGUAGUUUUUCAUAUAUAGAACAGACCACAGGACCAGCCUAAGUUGUGGUCCUUCCUAUAUAGAACAGACCACAGGACCAGCCUAAGUUGUGAGCUGUGUUCGAAUACUCAUACUAACCGCACUAACCGUACUAUUUGUGACGUAAAUUGAGUAUUUAGGAUGCUUAUUGGUCAUAGUGUGGAUAUAGUUAGUAUGCCAAAAGUUCCCGGAUGUCGUAAUAAAUUUGCCAAAAUACGAAGUAUACAAGCAGUGGACACUAUUUCCGUGCUUUUAGGGCCCAUAAUGCAAUUCUUCAGAAAAUGGGCGUGGCUUCACAACGUUUUCAGAUUAGAAGAAAAUGGUGGGAAAAUACGCAGCUGAAGUCUGACGAGAGCUGAUACAAAUGCAUUGCUUUAACUAAUUAUGAUAAAUGUUAAGAAAAUGUUGAGCAAUGUAAUAAAGUAAUGACUUUUCAAACAAGUUACGCUACACCUUAUGUUGGCUGACAAUUUGUUAGCUACGCUAUCCUUAUGAACUGCAUAGCAUUACAGUAUGUACCGGUAUGUUAGCUAGUUACCAUCCUAAGUAACGUUAGUUGGCUACUAAUACAUCGAACUUGCCAGGCGGUAUAUUAACUAUGAUCUAACUAACUACCCAACGUUUAUUGAUUUGAUUAUUCACGUCAUUUUUAGCUAAGUGGUAUAGUCGUUGUGAGUUCUCAAUGGACAUUCGUCUGAGUGUCCCAGAGCGCAGAAUAACUGAUACAUUUACGAACGCUCAACACCCGUUGAAUAUGGCCGGUGUCAGUAAACAUCGGCAAAAACAAGUGUAAUUAAAUUGUUGCCAGCAGCACAGUUACAGUCACCAAUGCUCUGGAUAACAUGAAAACAGCCUAACCAGCUCUGCUAGGGCGAGUAAAAUGGUCAGAGUGAGCUGUUCUCUCAUUUGUGUCUGAAAGUAGCUAGCAAGCUAGCCAACGUUAACCAGUUAGCUUGGGUGCUCGACUGCUGUUAGGGUCAGAACGCUCGGAUCAACCCUACUCCUCGGCCAGAGUGUCCAGUGUGCGCUCCGAGAGCGAAACGCUCGGAUCAACCCUACUCCUCGGCCAGAGUGUCCAGUGUGCGCUCCGAGAGCGAAACGCUCGGAGUUUACCAAGGGGCAAUCUGACAACACUCUGGAUCUGCGCACUCUGGCACUCCAGAUUGAAUUUACGAAGACACCCAAAAUUGUAAUAUGUCUAGCUAGUCAUUUGUUGUGCUAACAAGCUAGCAAGAGGUUGCCUAGCAACGGCAUCAACUUCCGGUAGACAGGCGGAGCUGAAAGGAUACCGUUUGUUUACAGUAUACUAAAAUUAACCAAUAGUAUAUAGUAUGUAGUAUGUACUCAUUAAGUAUGUAGUAUACAGUAUGUUAUGAUGUGUAUUCGAACACAGCUCGUGGUGUUUCCCCAUAUAGAAUAGGCCACAGGACCAACCUAAGUUGUGGUCUUUCCGAUAUAGAGCAGACCACAGGGACAUCCCAUACAGGGCCGGCUACAAGCAAAAGCGACGUUAAGAGGUUGCUUAGGGCCUCUAGUUGCUAGGGGGCCCCCUGACCGUAUUACCGCCACACCAGCAGUCAUGAGUCAUGAUCACAGUAAAAUUCCAUGUGACCGUUGAGUCACGGUAAUCUCCUCUUAUGCACUCUGGGCAUGCUUUGGUAGAACCCAAUUUGCUAAAGGUCAUCAGGUCGCUAAUUGACUGGUACUCAGGGCCCUAUUGUCCCUCCAACCACUCUGACAUCAUACCUAGCCUACCGCUUAUUACACAUGCUAGAAAAAACAUAAAACAAAACUGAUUUAAGAUGUCUUUGGUACAUAAUUCCCGAGUGGCAGUGGUGGUCUAAGGCACUGCAUCGCAGUGCUAGCUGUGCCACUAGAGAUCCUGGUUCGAGUCCAGGCUCUGUCGCAACCGGGAGACCCAUGGGGUGGUGCACAAUUGGUCCAGUGUCGUCCAAGGUAGGGGAGGGUUUGGCCGGCAGGGAUGUGGGUUUGUUUCCCACGGGGGUCAGUAUGAAAAAAAUAAAAAAUAUAAAUACGUAUGCAUUCACUAACUGUAAGUCGCUCUGGAUAAGAGCGUCUGCUAAAUGACUAAAGUGUAAUAAUUAGUCUAGCCUAUACUCAAAAUUAAACACAUUCUAGUAAUCGCCUUUGAGUGUGGACUUUAUUAAUAUGCACACUGGAUGGACUGGUUACCUUCUGCUACUCUCCCAAAUGUCUAUACAUGAGUCUGGGAGAGAACGGUAUAGCCCUAGAGGAUGCUGUGGUUCAUUGAUUGCGCUGGGCAGCUUACAAUUAUAGUGAAUUUUAAUUUUAAUUUUCAUAAUUAAUUGGGUGACACAGAAUAUCUCAUGCGUUUCGAUCUCCUCUCUCUCUCUUUAUUCAUUUCUCGAGCGCGCAGACGGGCUGUCAACAGUUUAAUGUGUCAUUGCGAAAACAUGUUACUAUCGAUGUUCCCGAACAGAUUUCACUUGGUUUCCCAAAUUAAGCACUGGGUUUCUGCAGGAACAGGGUUGGAGAGCCUACAGAGUUACACGCAUACAGAGUUUGGGUGGAAUAUCACCUGUCAUGCAGCGAGAGCAUUUUGCUCCUCAAACAGUGGUUGAUGCGUGGAGUGAAAUAAGUGUUCUUCUAUUUAUUUCUCAGCUGCUCAUAUUAACCACAGCUCCGCUACUGUAGUGUCCGAGACAACGAUGCUGAUUAUGCUGUCGAGACAACGAUGCUGAUUAUGCUGUCGAGACAACGAUGCUGAUUAUGCUGUCGAGACAACGAUGCUGAUUAUGCUGUCCGAGACAACGAUGCUGAUUAUGCUGUCCGAGACAACGAUGCUGAUUAUGCUGUCGAGACAACGAUGCUGAUUAUGUUGUUGAGACAACGAUGCUGAUUAUGCUGUCGAGACAACGAUGCUGAUUAUGCUGUUGAGACAACGAUGCUGAUUAUGCUGUCGAGACAACGAUGCUGAUUAUGCUGUCGAGACAACGAUGCUGAUUAUGCUGUCGAGACAACGAUGCUGAUUAUGCUGUCGAGACAACGAUGCUGAUUAUGCUGUCGAGACAACGAUGCUGAUUAUGCUGUUGAGACAACGAUGCUGAUUAUGCUGUCGAGACAACAAUGCUGAUUAUGCUGUUGAGACAACGAUGCUAAUUAUGCUGUGAGAACAAGGACUGUACUUUGAUUAUAAAAGUUUAUUAUAUCAAAAGAUUUCAGCGUCAAUUUACAGACUUCUGCAGAAUAUCUGGAGAACAACGGCCCAAUCUCUUAAUAUGUUGUUCCUCCCUGUCCUUUGUUUAAAACAUGGUAUUUAUAUCCUAUGUAACAUAAGAUGGGUGGUUUUUGAUAGACCAAUCCCUGGCCUCCCCAUAUCUCCAAAUGUCCUCUAUUCCAAGAAGCCUAUGUAGUAAUGCUUUCCAGAUGUUUCAGCAAAGCAGAGUAAAGUUCAUCUAUUACACCAUUUGCAAAUGUCAGCAAAAUCAUAGACUUUCAGAUACUACACUACAAAACCGAAGUAGCCUACCAGGCAUAAUUGGAAAACUGACCCGCAGGAAAGCGCGCGGCCUCCGUUCGCUAUUCGAGUGCUGACAUUAUUCUCCUGCCCUGUGAUAAUGGGCCAUUCUAAAUCUAAACUAAUUUGACAUUUUAGUAGAGAUUACAUUUAGAAUAGUCUGAUGGGUGAAAAUAUGAUCACUUGAUGAGAGAACAGCUUUGCAGCCUGAGGCAAUGACAUUUUAGACGAUUCUGUGUUUUUUUUUGUGACUUUCUCAAAUCAUCAAUAGCCUAUAUAUCUUUUGAUUUGUAAGACUUUCUAAUGUUUGUAUCAUUCACAACAAAAUAACUCCUAAAUCUAGCAUCUAGGACCUGUUUCAAAUUAUCACUUUUAUGCUCAAUUUAGCCACUUUUAAUGCGCACUUGUUCUGGAAUUGGAAAAAUAUAUUUUCCAUUUUAUUCAGCUAAAUUCAGUUAUAUUCUUUUGACUAUAAAAUCAUUUAAUAUAAAAUAAAUAGCACUGAACUUAUAAAGUCCUUCCCCAAACUGUUGCCACAAAGUUGGAAGCACAGAAUCAUCUAGAAUGUCAUUGUAUGCUGUAUGUUAAGAUUUCCCUUCACUGGAACUAAGGGGCCUAGCCCGAACCAUGAAAAACAGCCCCAGAUCAUUAUUCCUCCUCCACCAAACUACAGUUGGCACUAUGCAUUGGGGCAGGUAGCGUUCUCCUGGCAUCCGCCAAACCCAGAUUAAUCCGUCGGACUGCCAGAUGGUGAAGCGUGAUUCAUCACUCCAGAGAACGCGUUUCCACUGCUCCAGAGUCCAAUGGCGGCGAGCUUUACACCACUCCAGCCGACGCUUGGCAUUGCGUAUGGUAAUCAAAUCAAAUAAAAUAAAAUAAAAUAAAAUUGUAUUGGUCACAUGCGCCGAAUACAACAGGUGCAGACAUUACAGUGAAAUGCUUACUUACAGCCCUUAACCAACAGUGCAUUUAUUUUAAACAAAAAAAGUAAGAAUAAAACAACAACAAAAAAAGUGUUGAGGAAAAAAGAGCAGAAGUAAAAUAAAGUGACAGUAGGGAGGCUAUAUAUACAGUAAAAUAAAGUGACAGUAGGGAGGCUAUAUAUACAGGGGGGUACUGUUGCAGAGUCAAUGUGCGGGGGCACCGGCUAGUUGAGGUAGUUGAGGUAAUAUGUACAUGUGGGUAGAGUUAAAGUGACUAUGCAUAAAUACUUAACAGAGUAGCAGCAGCGUAAAAAGGAUGGGGUGGGGGGGCAGUGCAAAUAGUCCGGGUAGCCAUGAUUAGCUGUUCAGGAGUCUUAUGGCUUGGGGGUAGAAGCUGUUGAGAAGUCUUUUGGAACUAGACUUGGCACUCCGGUACCGCUUGCCAUGCGGUAGCAGAGAGAACAGUCUAUGACUAGGGUGGCUGGAGUCUUUGACAAUUUUGAGGGCCUUCCUCUGACACCGCCUGGUAUAGAGGUCCUGGAUGGCAGGAAGCUUGGCCCCAGUGAUGUACUGGGCCGUACGCACUACCCUCUGUAGUGCCUUGCGGUCAGAGGCCAAGCAGUUGCCAUACCAGGCGGUGAUGCAACCAGUCAGGAUGCUCUCGAUGGUGCAGCUGUAGAAUUUUUUGAGGAUCUGAGGACCCAUGCCAAAUCUUUUUAGUCUCCUGAGGGGGAAUAGGCUUUGUCGUGCCCUCUUCACGACUGUCUUGGUGUGUUUGGACCAUGAUAGUUCGUUGGUGAUGUGGACACCAAGGAACUUGAAGCUCUCAACCUGUUCCACUACAGCCCCGUCGAUGAGAAUGGGGGCGUGCUCAGUCCUCUUUUUUUUCCUGUAGUCCACAAUCAUCUCCUUUGUCUUGGUCACGUUGAGGGAGAGGUUGUUGUCCUGACACCACACGGCCAGAUCUCUGACCUCCUCCCUAUAGGCUGUCUCAUCGUUGUCGGUGAUCAGGCCUACCACUGUUGUGUCGUCGGCAAACUUAAUGAUGGUGUUGGAGUCGUGCCUGGCCAUGCAGUCAUGGGUGAACAGAGAGUACAGGAGGGGACUGAGCACGCACCCCUGAGGGGCCCCCGUGUUGAGGAUCAGUGUGGCAGAUGUGUUGUUACCUACCCUUACCACCUGGGGGCGGCCCGUCAGGAAGUCCAGGAUCCAGUUGCAGAGGGAGGUGUUUAGUCCCAGGAUCCUUAGCUUAGUGAUGAGCUUAGAGGGCACUAUGGUGUUGAAUGCUGAGCUGUAGUCAAUUAAUAGCAUUCUCACGUAGGUGUUCCUCUUGUCCAGGUGGGAAAGGGCAGUGUGGAGUGCGAUAGAGAUUGCAUCAUCUGUGGAUCUGUUGGGGCGGUAUGCAAAUUGGAGUGGGUCUAGGGUUUCUGGGAUUAUGCUGUUGAUGUGAGCCAUGACCAGUCUUUCAAAGCACUUCAUGGCUACAGACGUCAGUGCUACGGGUCGGUAGUCAUUUAGGCAGGUUAUCUUAGAGUUCUUGGGCACACUAGGUGAAAAAUCUUGGGCACAAUCUUUGGCUUGUGUGCGGCUGCUCAGCCAUAGAAACCCAUUUCUUGAAGCUCCCGACAAACAGUUAUUGUGCUGACUUUGCUUCCAGAGGCCGUUUGGAACUCGGUAGUUUGUGUUGUAACCGAGGACAGACAAUUUUUACGUGCUACGCGCUUGUUGGAAAGGUGGCAUUCUAUGACGGUGUCACGUUGAAAGUCACUGAGCUCUUCAGUACAAGCCAUUCUACUGCCAGUGUUUGUCUAUGGAGAUUGCAUGGCUGUUUACUCGAUUUUAUACACCUGUCAGCAACGGGUGUGGCUGAAAUAGAGGAAUCUACUCAUUUGAAAAGGUGUCCACCUACUUUUGACCAUGUAGUGUAUAAAAAAAAUAUAUAUAUAUAUGGGCGGCAGGUAGCUUAGUGGUUAAGAGUGUAGUGCCAGUAACCGAAAGGUCGCUGGUUCUAAUCGCCGAGCCGACUAGGUGAAAAAUCUGUCGAUGUGCCCUUGAGCAAGGCACUUAACCCUAAUUGCUCCUGUAAGUUGCUCUGGAUAAGAGUGUCUGCAAAAUGACGUAUAUAUAUAUAUACUAACAGUCAAAAGUUCGCACACACCUACUCAUUCCAGGGAUUUUCUACAUUGUAGAAUAAUAGUGGAGACAUCAACACUAUGAAAUAACACAUAUGGAAUCAUGUAGUAACCAAAAAAAAGUGUUAAACAAAUCAAAAUAUAUUUAAGAUUUUAGAUUCUUCAAAGUUGCCACCCUUUGCCUUAAUGACAGCUUUGCACAGUCUUGGCAUUCUCUCAACCAGCUUCACCUGGAAUGCUUUUCCCACAGCCUUGAAGGAGUUCCCACAUAUGCUGAGCACUUGUUGGCUGCUUUUCCUUCACUCUGCGGUCCAACUCUUCCCAAACCAUCUCAAUUGGGUUGAGGUCGGGUGAUUAUGGAGGCCAGGUCAUGUGAUGCAGCACUCCAUCACUAUCCUUGCUCAAAUAGCCCUUACACAGCCUGGAGGUGUGUUGGGUCAUUGUCCUGUAGAAAAAAAAUUAUUGUCCCACUAAGCGCAAACCAGAUGGGAUGGCGUAUUGCCUUGAAUUCUAAAUAAAUCACAGACAGUGUCACCAGAAAAGCACCCCCACACCAUCACACCUCCUCCUCCAUGCUUCAUGGUGGGAACCACACAUGAUGCGGAGAUCAUCCAUUCACCUACUCUGCGUCUCACAAAGACAAGGCGGUUGGAACCGAAAAUCUACAAUGUGGACUCAUCAGUCCAAAGGACACAUUUCCACCGGUCUAAUGUCCAUUGCUCGUGUUUCUUGGCCCAAGCAAGUCUCUUAUUAUUAUUGGUGUCCUUUAGUAGUGGUUUCUUUGCAGCAAUUCGACCAUGAAGGCCUGAUUCACGAAGUCUCCUCUGAACAGUUGAUGUUGAGAUCUGUAAAUUGGUGUAAAUUGGACAGUGCAGUUAGAUUAACAAGAAUUUAAGCUUUCUGCCCAUGUAAGACAUGUCUAUGUCCUGGAAAGUUUGCUGUUACAUACAACAGUCAUGCUAAUCACAUUAGCGCAUGUUAGCUCAACCGUCCCGUAUAGGGGACACCGAUCCCAUAGAGGUUAACCUAACUGCACUGUCCAAUUUACAGUUGACAUUACAUUGAAAAAAUACCAUGCUAUUGUUUGAGGAGAAUGUACAACAACAACAAACUUAUCACGGCAACUGGUUUGAUACAUUCACCUCUGAAGGUAAAUAAUGUACUUACAUUCAGUAAUCUUGCUCUGAUUUGUCAUCCUAACGAUCCCAGACAUAAAAUGUAGCAUAGUUUUGUUUGAUAAAAUCCAUUUUUAUAUUCAAAUGUAGGAACUGGUUCUACAGUUUGAACCCCUGCCGUCUCUGGCUCCACACCCACCCCGCCCAGCCAUCUAGAUGUGUGAAAGUUAGUGUAUAAGCUAAUGAUCAUUCAUGUAUGACAUUUCUGGGAGUGUGUAAACUUACAUUUUGUAUUACCAUAUCAUUUUUAUAUGUUCUCUAUAGUUAUAUAUUUGAAAAAGUAUCAAUUUACUAAUUCGGCACAUUUGUGCAGACUUGAUACAAAAUAGUCCAGUAUUGCAAUGCUUCACUGGAUCAAUCUGAAACAUUGCACACACACUGCUGCCAUCUAAUGGCCAAAAUCUAAAUUGCACCUAAACUGCAAUAUUAUAUUGUGGCCUUUUCAAUUGCAUUUAAAAGAUGAUGGAACCCAAACAAUUUGAGAAAAUGCAUGUUUUUUUGUUUGUAUUAUCUUUUACCAGAUCUAAUGUGUUAUAUUAUCCUACAUUAAUUUCACAUUUAUACAAAUUUCAAAGUGUUUCCUUCAAAUGGUAUCAAGAAUAUGCAUAUCCUUGCUUCAGGUCCUGAGCUACAGGCAGUUAGCCUAAAAUGUUGGCUGCUUUUCCUUCACUCUACGGUCCAACUCAUCCCAAACCAUCUCAAUUAGAUUGAGGUCGGGUGAUUAUGGAGGCCAGGUCAUUUAAUGCAGCACUCCAUCACUAUCCUUCGUCAAAUAGCCCUUACAGAGCCUGGAGGUGUGUUUUGGGUCAUUGUCCUGUAGAAGAAAAAAAAUGAUAGUCCCACUAAGCGCAAACCAGAUGGGAUGGCGUAUCGCUGCAGAAUGCUGUGGUAGCCAUGCUGGUUAAGUGUGCCUUGAAUUCUAAAUAAAUCACAGACAGUGUCACCAGCAAAGCACCCCCACACCAUCACACCUCCUCCAUGCUUCAUUUUAGGCAAAAAUUUUAAAAAAGGGUCCGAUCCUUAAGAGGUUAAAAAUUAGUAGAAUUACAUGACAUUUUUUUAUAGAAUUGCAAAAUGUAUAGAAAUGCAGAAAACUUGCUUUAAAACUGCAACUUCUUCUCAUAUGGUAAAAUUAGUAGAACAGCAGGAAAUUAACUUUAAACCGUACAUUUUCCUCUCUGCCGUCAACAGACCCCCCCCCCCCCCCAACUAAAUCUCGCCCCUAAAAGACUAGGGAAGGCCCUGAUCCCAUAAUUCACAAUGUCUCUGUGUUCCUCUGGUUGUUUCAGUGAAGAAGCAGGACGGAGCGGCUGCCAUGGAGAUGCAGCCUCUAAAGAGUGCAGAGGGAGGAGAGAUGGAGGAGAAGGAGAAGAAGAAAACAAACGUCUCCAAAAAAGAGAAGUCUGUCCUCCAGGGGAAACUGACCAAGCUGGCUGUUCAGAUCGGCAAAGCAGGUACGGCAGGAUCAAUCAAUAUGAUAUAAUCUAUCAUCAAUAAGCAAAGCAGGUGAUGUAGAUCAAUCAAUAUGAUCAAUGUUUUAUCUCUAUAAAAAAUAAAAAAAGGUUUGUCAGAUCACUCAAUAUAUGAUCAAUUAUUUAUCUCAAUGUGGCAGUAAAUCAUAUCACAAUGACAUUCUGAGAUGAAAUAGGGAGAACAUACCACUGGCAGAAGUAAAUGUAGGAGUAAUUGGUAUAUGUGGAAUCACAGAGAUACAUAGUUAAUGCACUGCUGCUGUUGAUUUGUGAAGUUGAAAGCUGAAAUAAAUUUGAUAUCAAGUUAAACAAGCCAUGCAUCUUGCACUUUCACCUGUUCAGUAGUGUAGAGUAGAGUAGAGUAGAGCAGAGCAGAGUAGAGUAGAGUAGAGUAGAGUAGAGUAGAGUACUGUAGAGUAGAAUAGAGUACUGUAGAGUACUGUAGAGUAGAGUAGAGUAGAGUAGAGUAGAGUAGAGUCGAGUCGAGUCGAGUCGAGUCGAGUCGAGUCGAGUCGAGUCGAGUCGAGUCGAGUCGAGUCGAGUCGAGUCGAGUCGAGUCGAGUCGAGUCGAGUCGAGUCGAGUCGAGUCGAGCCGAGCCGAGCCGAGCAGAGUAGAGUAGAGUAGAAUAUAGUAGAAUAGAGUACUGUAGAGUAGAGCAGAGUAGAGCAGAGUAGAGCACAGAAGAUAGAGUAGAAUAGAAUACAGUAGAAUAGAGUAGAGUAGAGUAGAGUAGAGUAGAGUAGAGUAGAGUAGUGUAGAGUAGAGUCGAGUCGAGUCGAGUCGAGUCGAGUCGAGUCGAGUCGAGUCGAGUACUGUAGAGUAGAGUCGAGUCGAGUACUGUAGAGUAGAGUAGAGUAGAGUAGAGUAGAGCACAGAAUAUAGAGUAGAAUAGAAUACAGUAGAAUACAAUAGAUAGAAUAGAGUACAGUAGAAUAGAGUAGAAUAGAGUAGAAUAGAGUAGAGUAGAGUAGAGUACAGUACAGUACAGUACAGUAGAAUACAGUAGAAUAGAGUAGAAUAGAGUAGAGUAAUUUUCUCCUUGUCCUUGUCCAUCCAGGUCUGGUGAUGUCAGCCAUCACAGUGAUCAUCCUCGUGCUGUACUUUGCUGUGGACAACUUUGUCCUGCAGAAGAGGCCGUGGCUGACGGAGUGCACCCCCAUCUAUGUCCAGUACUUUGUCAAGUUCUUCAUCAUCGGUGUCACCGUGCUGGUGGUGGCUGUACCUGAGGGGCUGCCCCUGGCCGUCACCAUCUCCCUGGCCUACUCUGUCAAGGUAAACAAACAUAUCCCUGGCCGUCACCAUCUCCCUGGCCUACUCUGUCAAGGUAAACACACAUAUCCCUGGCCGUCACCAUCUCCCUGGCCUACUCUGUCAAGGUAAACACACAUAUCCCUGGCCGUCACCAUCUCCCUGGCGUACUCUGUCAAGGUAAACACACAUAUCCCUGGCCGUCACCAUCUCCCUGGCCUACUCUGUCAAGUUGCCACAUGUACAUUUUUUAAAACCUUUUGUCUUAUAUUUUAUUUCUGACCAAUUAGAAGUGUCAAAGGAUUGGAAUCGUGAGAAUGAUGAGAAUGAUCCCAGUAAACCAGGAAGAGAGUUCCCACAGAGUCUGAAUGCUAAGGAUUCCAGUAUGUCGAGGGAGCUUACUGGGGUUUAUCUUAGAAUGAUUGAUAGAUGGAAUAUACUGACUUGGGUACAGGGUGAUACCAUCAGAGUGGGGGGUGCCCACUGAUGGUUACCAGAUGUUAUUGAAGAAACGUGUAACAUUAAGUAUAUAAACUGAGAGAUUUCCUUUGUCCAGAGUUCGGAUGACAACAGGCAAAGCACAUGCCGUUUGUUAUACAAACCCGGUACCGUAUCUAUUAACAUAUUUGCAUCAACUCUCCAUCUAAGUGUUAAAUAUCUUUUUGGAUCAUGAAUUACUUGAUACCAGAUAAACUCAUCAUAGCAGGGUUUUAUCUAACAUUAGGAUGAUAACAUCCCAAAGGAAUGUUUUUGAUAAAAUGUACUUAUUUAUCAAAGAUGUUUUAGAUGAAAUAUCCUUGGAACAACCACAGCAGAACAUUCCCCAAAAAGUGAAUAUGUUUGAAUAAAACAUUUGCCUGAUGUUGCAAGAAUGUUCCUAUAAAGCUUUUAAUCUGUUCUUUAAAAGGUUCCCAGAAUGUUUCAUUAGGUUGUGGGAACAGUUUGGUGGGAACGUUGUGGGGACAUCAUAAAAUAUAUGUUCCCAACAUAUCAAAACUGUCCAGUUGUGCGGAUGAUUCAACAGUGUUUCUUUUAGUGUGCAAAAACAUUCACCUGGUGUUACAAGAACGUUCCCAAAACACAUUUAGUCUGUUCUUUAAAGGUUCCCAGAAUGUUUCAUUAGGUUGUGGUAACAGUGUGGGUACAUUACAAGAGAUAGGUUCCCAAAACACAAAAUAUGCUCCGUUGUGAUGAAAUUCAUAAGUUAGGUAGCAUAACACAUUUACUUAAUGUUGUAAGAAUUAAAUACGUCUGUUUUUAUGAAGUUCAUAGCAUAUUUGUUUUACGUUUAACAUAAUACUCCAUUGAUGUUAAUGCAUCGUACAUUUUGCCUUGACUUGGAGGUCCUCAGAACAGUUCAAGAACAUUUAGAACAUGUUUUAUUUAUAUUUUUAUAUUCCCACAACAUUCUCAGCAUGCAAAUUAAGCAGAUUGGAUUACACCCCCGUUCCAUUUCUCCCCAGAUGUAAUGGCAGUUCUCAUCUGAGGACUGUGUUGUAGGUGAUAGAGUGACAUGGCAUUUUAAUUUCAUUCAUAGGACAUUUGAACAGCAUUUAGUCAUACAAACAACCAUAUUGUUUUCUAGACGUCAUAUGUUGACAAUCUGCGCAUGUGGGGUUUGAACCUGCAAUGUUUUAUCCUCUGCACCAUCAGGGACGCUCUCAUUCAUCGUCUUUAUUCAGUAUACAGUAUAGCCAUAGCUGUAUUCAGUAUACAGAAUAGCCAUAGCUGUAUUCGUGUAUCCAGUAAUCAGGAAUUCCAUGCUUCCUUUUUUUAAGCCUUCUUAGACAUCACUAACCCAGGGAUAUACUGGUAACUGGGUUAUUCACCGUCACUUCACCCAUCCUCUUUAUAUGCUGUCUGCUUCUGGGGCCAUAUUCACAAGGUAUCCAAGACUAUGAGCAUUGAUCUAGGAUCACUUUUGCUGUUCAGAUCAUGAAAAAUAAGCCAGAGGGGACCAUAUCAAGCGUCUCAAAGUAGGAAUUAUAUUGGGUGUGUUUUUUAAAGUUGUACAGUACAUUUUUACACAAUGUUAUUAUUAUUUUUUUACAGUUGCAUUUCUGACUGGAUUUAAACAUCUGUAUAUCCUCUCCUUUAGUAGAGUAUAUCUGAGCCUCAAUUUCAUUUUAUUUUUUAUUUUUAUGAAACAUGGUUGUAGAAUUUAUGGAAUUUAACCUGCAAUCUUCGGAACUGCAGCCAGAUAAUUAACUCUCUGUGGGGAUAGCUGUGGCCUUGUGUGUUUCUUUUUUAGUCAAAUAUGGUCAUCAGGAAACUGAACGCAAUUUCUGAGUUAUUAAAAUGUCCCCAUCCUCUUGAUAUGCUGUGUCCAUAUAACACUGUAUCCUCUUUAUAGGCGGUGUCCUUUAAAUAAUUAGUAUUCCUGUGUAUUGAUAUGAUCAUCAUAUUGUAUUGAUAUGCUUCUUAAAUACAGACUCAGAACCUUCAAACCUUCAUAGCAUAUUUGUUUUAGGUUCAACAUAAUAUUCCUUUGAUGUUUACACAAUAUACAUUUUACCUUGUCUUUGAGGUCCUCAGAACAGUUCAAGAACAUUUAGAAAAUGUUAUAUUUAAGUUUUACCAAAUAUUAUAAAGAAAACAGAUAGGAAUACAUCCCCAUGAUGCUUCACUCCAGAUGUAAUGUCAAUUCACAUUUGAAGAAUGUAUUGUAGGUGAUAUAGAGGUAAUACGAUUCUUUUUUAAAAACCUUUUCAAAACAACUAUCCCCUGGUGAUGCAGAGGGUUAAUGAUUUGGAAACAAAACAUUGCAGGUUCCAUCCCCACUUGUGCAGAUUGUCAACAUAUGAAGUGUAAAAAGUUUGUAUGAUUAAAUGCUGUUCAAAUGUCCUGUGAAUGAAAUAAAAAUGCCAUAUACCUCUAUAUCACCUACAAUACAUUCUUCAAAUGUGAAUUGACAUUAAAUCUGGAGUGAAGCAUCAUGGGGAUGUAUUCCUAUCUGUUUUCUUUAUAAUAUUUGGUAAAACUUAAAUAUAACAUUUUCUAAAUGUUCUUGAACUGUUCUGGGGACCUCAAAGACAAGGUAAAAUGUAUAUUGUGUAAACAUCAAAGUAAUAUUAUGUUGAACCUAAAACAAAUAUGCUAUGAACGUCAUAAAAACGGACAUUUAAUUCUUACAACAUUAAGGAAAUGUGCUGUGCUACCUAACUUAAGCAUUGUAUGAAUGUCAUCACAACUGAGCAUAUUUUGUGUUUUGGGAACCUAUCUCUUGUAAUGUACCCACAUUGUUCCCAUAACCUAAUUAAAUGUCCUGGGAACCUUUAAAGUCCUCAGAAAGGCUGUUAUGUCAACAUUCUUGUAACAUCAAAUUAAUGUUUUGUGCACCCUGACACAAACUUUUUCUGAAUGUCAGCACAACUAAACAGUUUUAGUGUUUUGGGAACUAGUCUCUUGUCAUAUCCCCACAAUGUUCCCACUACCUAAAUAAAUGUUUUAGGAACUUUUGAAGAACAUAAAACUUUGUUCUGGGAAUGUUCUUGCAACAUCAGGCAAAAGUUUUUUGCAACCUCAUAGAAACAUUGAAUUAAUCAGCACAAAUAGACAGUUUUUGUGUUUUGAGAACAUCUUUAUUGUCAUGUCCACAGAAUGUUGCCACAACCUAAUGAAACAUUCUGGGAACCUUUAAAGAACAGAUUAAAUGUGUUCUGGGAACGUUCUUGUAACAUCAGAUGAAUAUUUUUCCACCCUAAAAGAAACAUUGUAGAAUCAUUCCCUCAACUGGACAGACUUUGUGUUUUGGGAGCAUAACUUUUGUGAUGUCCCCACAUUGUUCCCACCAGACUGUUCACACAACCUAACAAAACAUUCUGAUAACCUUUAAAGAACUGACUAAAUGUGUUCUGGGAACAUUCUUGUAACAUCAGGUGAAUAUUUUUGCACCCUAAAAGAAACAUUGUAGAAUCAUCCGAACAGUUGGAACGUUUUCAUGUUUUGAGAACAUAUCUUUUGUGAUGUCCCCACAAUAUUCUCACCAGACUGUUCCCACAACCUAAUGAAACAUUCUGGGAACCUUUCAAGAAUUAUUGAAUCACAAUUAUUAAAUGUGAUUAAAUGUGUUCUAGGAACGUUCUUGAAACAUCAGGCAAAUGUUUUAUACAAACAUUCUACAAUCAUCACCACAACUGGACAAUUUUUGUGCUAUGAGAACAUGUGCCGCGACCUAACAAAUGUUCUGGGAACCUUCUGGGAUGCUUCCUCAUCAGUGCAUUAUAUUUAGCAAUCCAAUAAUCUGUAGCUAUGUAUCCAAAUAUGCAACAUAGUUCAACAUAUCACUUUAGAAUGUUCAGUUGGCUAGGUUCUAAUUAGCGACUUUUCUGUUGAGUUUGUUGUGAAGCUAAGACCUCAACAACAUAGUUGAUAUUUCCUCAACAGAAAAUGAUGAAGGAUAAUAACCUGGUUCGCCACCUUGAUGCGUGUGAGACGAUGGGCAACGCUACGGCCAUCUGCUCCGACAAGACUGGCACUCUGACCACCAACCGCAUGACGGCCGUGGCGUGCUAUGUGGGAGACGUCCACUACAAGGAGAUACCAGACCCCGGAGCGCUGACUGCCAAGUCACUGGACAUACUGGUCAAUGCCAUCUCCCUCAACAGCGCCUACACCACCAAGAUU